Molecule: messenger RNA, 1103 nt
Organism: Mytilus trossulus (common blue mussel)
Lineage: Eukaryota; Metazoa; Mollusca; Bivalvia; Mytilida; Mytilidae
Product: PDZ and LIM domain protein 1-like
Exons: 3
Coding region: 173-505 (110 amino acids)
Biological process (GO): muscle structure development; actin cytoskeleton organization
Cellular component (GO): stress fiber; filamentous actin; Z disc
Molecular function (GO): muscle alpha-actinin binding; actin binding
Source: RefSeq, a predicted model, not a curated record
GAACUUCUUGUUUACUCCCCAACAGAUGAUCGUUCUAGCAGGAAUCAUGUGAUUUGGUAGAUUGUUGUGGUAUCUUGUCUUUUGGGAGGAUCUCAGGGGUGACAUACAGUGCUGUAACAAGUGUUUGCUGAUUAUUUCUUCAAAAUUUCAAUUAGUUUUGUAGAAUCUUGGAAUGGCGACGGUUCAGAUACAAAAGAGUGGUGGACAACCGUGGGGAUUUCGGUUAGCAGGAGGACGGGAUUUUAAUGUACCACUUCAAGUAAAGAAGGUUGAAUCUGGUAGUCCAGCGGCUGGUGUUUUAUCUGCUGGUGAUUCUAUAAUAGGUAUCGGAAACUCCGAUGCCAGGGAAAUGACCCAUAUGCAGGCACACCAGACAAUUCGAGGAUCAGGGAAUUAUCUACAGCUUACAGUUGUUAAAGGACACGGCGGUAUGGAUAGACUAUCUUCUAUAAAACCAAAAGGUCCCGUCAAAUUUUCACCAUGGAAAGCGCAAUCAGCACAAUAAACAUAUACUUAAAUGAUUAGUAGUAAGUCAUCAAGCCAUUCCUUGAACAGUCAACAAGUCAGAGACGUAUCAAGAAGAAUAACUAGUUGGAAAUCUAUUUGGAAUCUUAAAUUUGUGGAGGUUCAAUUCGAAAAUGUAUAUUAUCUGUUUUUUGUAUAUAUCAUCACGAAGUUGUGUGUAGUCAUUUCAAUUUGUAGUGAUAUAAAUUAGGACCACUACGCUAUGCUUUUAUUAUUGGAUUCGUCAUUCGCUUUGGAACAAGGAAUGUGUUGAUUCAUAUUCAGAAAUUCAUUUGAAAUCAAGGUUUCAAAAAAUCGACAUUUAUCAGUGGUUCCAAAAAAGGGGGACAUUAUUUCCCCCGAAACUGACCCUUGGAGAAAAACAUUAAUUUCAUAUCUGUUUGGUGUUUAUUUUUCAUAUUUCAUUUUAUCAUCAGUCGUCGUACAAGGCCGUUACGUGCAAUAAAGGAUGUGAAUUUUAUCGUUUUUGGUGUAUAAUUUAACUUUUGAUAUAUAUGAUACAUAUUUAUAACAUUGUUAAAUGAAGGAAAGUUUUUAUUGUAUAAUUUGUUUAGAUAAAAUAAAGAUUUUGUAAGUGA